This is a messenger RNA of Aureobasidium melanogenum CBS 110374, 468 nucleotides long. RefSeq names its product 60S ribosomal protein L25. Lineage: Eukaryota; Fungi; Ascomycota; Dothideomycetes; Dothideales; Saccotheciaceae. Bases 1 to 468 code for a protein of 155 amino acids. The record is from RefSeq and is a predicted model, not a curated record. Gene Ontology annotation, biological process: ribosomal large subunit assembly; translation. Gene Ontology annotation, cellular component: cytosolic large ribosomal subunit; ribosome. The transcript has 4 exons. Gene Ontology annotation, molecular function: structural constituent of ribosome.
AUGGCCCCCAAGAACAACACCCAAGGCAAGAAGGCCACCAAGCCCUCGGCUAAGGCCGGCGCUGCCGCUAAGGCUGCUCUUCGUGGCGUCAACUCGCACAAGGUCCGCAAAGUCCGCUUGUCGACCACCUUCCACCAGCCCAAGACCCUCAAGCUCUCGCGCGCUCCCAAGUACCCCCGCAAGAGUGUCCAGGCCGAGACCGGUGUCGAGCAGCACAAGGUCCUGAUCCACCCUCUCAACACCGAGUCCGCCAUGAAGAAGAUUGAGGAGAACAACACCCUCGUCUUCAUCGUCGACACCAAGGCCAACAAGCGCCAGAUCAAGGAUGCUCUCAAGAAGCAGUACGAUGUUGACACUGUCAAGAUCAACACCCUGAUCCGCCCUGACGGCACCAAGAAGGCCUUCGCCCGUCUUACUCCUGACGUCGAUGCUCUUGACAUUGCCGCCACCAAGCUCGCCAUUGUUUAA